AGUUCACAAAUUCUUAAAACACGUCAGUGGUCAUUGUUUACCGAUUAGUAUUACUUGCGUCGCAGUAAACAGUUGUUGCAUUGAAGAAGUGUACCUAUAAUAACUUCCCGAUAUUUUUCAAAAAUCGACACACAAUACUCAAAUAUUUAUUGUUCAUUUAGAGGAUUUUCUGAGCCAAUCUGCAGAAAAAUGAGUGUACUACGACUGUCGAUCGUUUUUGCAGUAUUAACUUGCAUAUGUGCCCAAAAGCCGUUUUAUGCAUCCAGCAAUAAUCAGUACCCAAGUGUCCUACCCCAAAAUCUACCACCAAGUAAUUCAGAUGUGGGGAACAGGAUUGGCGAAAACUCCACGCCUGACCCGUUCCUGGGUUCGGAAAAGCAGCCGAUAUACAACGUGGAAAAAGAACUGGUUGAUAGAAUAUCAAGCCAGUAUCCCAGAGACAAGCAGCCGUUUUGGUUUGUGAAUGCCGCACAGCUGGACAGCAUCAGGUAUCAACAGCAACCGGUGGUACAACCAGCUAUACAACCGGUGGUACAACCAGCUAUACAACCGGUGGUACAACCGGCUGUACAACCAGCUGUACUACCGGCCGUACAACCGGCUGUACAACCGACGAGGCGUCAACAAGUAAAUGUCCAACAACAACGGCGCAAUUGACAUUUUUCAUCAAGAAAAGCGUCAUGAGAGCGCUAUAUUAUAAAAUAUAUUCAUCAUAUCAUUAUAACAAAUCUUAACGUCUCUGAAUAUUAGAAACUGAUUCAGGACGUAGUAAAAUAUAAUAAUAAUAGGAUUAUAUUAUAUUGUCAAAAGAGUUUAUAACUUAUCUAGACAGUUAGGUCUAGAUUAUAUCGAUUCAUUUAUCAUUUAAUGAUGACUAAUGAUUAAUGAAUUACAAAAAAAUGAUUUCGAUUCUAGUGUAACUUAAAAUAUUUACACUCAUCCAAAUACACAGUUUCAUUGAUCAUUUUUAACUAACUAAAUAUGUAACUAACGUAAUUAGGUAAAUCUUUUUUUAAUUUAUGUGUUGUUUACAAUUUAAAAUAUAUUAUGGAACUCAACUGAUAUACACUUUUCUUUUGAAAAUACAUUUUCAAAUUAACAAAUGUUUAUUUCUCGGGAAAAAUGUAAAAUUAUCAAAUUCAAAUAAAUAUUGUGACUUUGAUUAGCUAUAAUAUAUAUAAUAAAAUAAGACAUUAGUAAAUAGGACUAAUGUCUAACAAUUUUGUAACAACAUCAUUGUAAAAGUAUUAUUUAAUAAUUUAUCUUUCUUGUAUACCUAUUAAAUAUAUUUAGUAUUUAAUUUUUUACCUCAAGUAAUAAAUUAUAUUGUUUUA
Molecule: messenger RNA, 1334 nt
Organism: Acyrthosiphon pisum (pea aphid)
Lineage: Eukaryota; Metazoa; Arthropoda; Insecta; Hemiptera; Aphididae
Source: RefSeq, marked predicted